This is a messenger RNA of Calliphora vicina (urban bluebottle blowfly), 2071 nucleotides long. RefSeq lists its product as uncharacterized. Gene Ontology annotation, molecular function: zinc ion binding; nucleic acid binding. The record is from RefSeq and is a predicted model, not a curated record. The coding region runs from base 11 to 970 and encodes 319 amino acids. The transcript has a single exon. Lineage: Eukaryota; Metazoa; Arthropoda; Insecta; Diptera; Calliphoridae.
AAAUCUAAACAUGUUAAAAUCAAGCUGGGCAUAUUCGUUAAAGCGUGACGAAUUAUUUUCAUACCUAAAUGAAUUUAAAUUAGAUACCGUCGGUACGGUCGAAGAACUCAGAAAACGAUUCGCGAAAUUUAUUAGUGCCGAACAUGAUGCGGAUGAAACUAAAAGAUUAUUAACUAUACAAGGAAAUCAUGAACAAAACUCACUGAUGUUACCUAGUGUGAGAAACGGUUCCACCCCUUCGCCUGUUAAAAUGGAAACAAAUCAUCCAGUUAGUCAGCCGUCAGUUGCAGUGUCGAUUCCAGCCCGUAACACAGAUGACAUCAGAACGAAUUUAAUUGAAUAUGUAAGAAAAUGGGGACUUUCGUAUGAUGGUGGACGAGAGCCUUUAGCAUUCAUCGAACGAAUAGAAGAGUUAGCCGAAAUUUAUAACGUACCUUUAAAUCAAUUCCCACGAAUUAUGCCAGAAUUUUUACGUGAUAGAGCGCUGAUUUGGUUCAGAAACAACAAUGGACAUUGGCAAGUAUGGAAAUCAUUCAAAUCAGAUUUUUUAUCAUUUUUCCUCCCCGCGAGAUAUUUUGAGAAAUUAGAAGACGAAAUCCGUAAAAGAGUCCAACGUCCGAGAGAAGUUUUCAAAAACUAUGUUUUAUCAAUCCAAAAUUUAAUGCGGCAUUCCAACUUAUCAGAAGAACAAAAGUUGCAACGAAUAUUUCAAAAUGCUCUUCCAGACUACCAGUGGUACAUUAAACGAAAAGAUUUUUCAUCCUUAGCUGAAUUAAUAACAUUAGCUGAAGAUUUAGAAUGUAUCCCGUCAACACAUUCACAAAUCCGCGUAGAAAAUCAACGUGUCUUAUCCAGUACAACAACAGGCCCACAAAAUAAUUGCUAUCGUUGUGGAAACUCUGGACAUUAUGCAGCAAGUUGCCCUAAUAACAACCGAUCGGGAAAUGCUUCAGGAGGUCGUCGGAAUUGAGGGACGUCGAGCCUCCAAAAACACAACCCUCAAAUACUGAAACAAGCUUACAAAGUGAAGAUUCGCGUUUAACCGCCUCGUUACUAAUAUGUGGAAAAAUCGUCAAAGCAACUAUAGAUACCGGAGCAAGUAGAAAUUUUAUCCAAGAAGAUUUUGUGAAAACACUUAGCAAUAACCCAACGUAUGUAAAUGAAGAUAUAGAUGUAUUGUUAGCCGAUGGCUCCUCCAGAUCUUUAUCAAAGGCAGUAGAAUUUAAUGUGGUAUUAGGAAAAAUAUCAAAAAGAUGUAAUUUUCUCGUGAUGUCAGAAACUAGCGAAAAUAUUAUUAUUGGAUUAGAUUUUAUGCGUAAUUUUAACACAACGAUACAAAUGGCAGGUUUAACCCUAGACUGUACUAAGCUAGACGCAAAGUGUAUGAGUGUCGAAGAAAUCAACAAUGAGGAGACGCCUCGUGAAGAUAAUGAAGAACGUACACAUGACGGUAAUAUAAGAUUAAAUGAAGAAACUCAGGAGGUCAUCAACAAUUUCUUAGAGAAUGAGCUUUCCAAAUUCCAAAACAUGCGUGGUCUAUCAACAAUUACAACGCAUAAAAUAAUCGUCACGGAUGAUCGUCCUGUUAAAAUUAGCUACGGUCCCAGAAACCCAGCUAUGCAAAAAAUAAUUGAUGCCGAAAUCAACAAAUUAAUUUCACAAGGAUGUAUAGAACCAUCGCAUAGCCCGUAUUGUUUCCCAAUCACCCUCGUUAAGAAGAAAAACGGAUCCUGGAGAACAUGUAUGGAUUUUCGACAAUUAAAUGCUAGGUCAGUACCCGAUGCAUACCCUCUUCCCCGUAUAGACAGUAUUUUGAACCGACUACGUGAAGCAAAAUAUAUUAGCUGCUUAGAUUUGAAAACGGAUAUUGGCAGAUUCCAAUGGAUGAAGGCAGUAAAAGGUUUACCGCUUUCGCUGUUCCUGGUCGAGGUUUAUACCAAUGGCGAGUGAUGCCAUUCGGACUUCAUUCCGCGCCAGCAACUUUUCAGCGGGCAUUAGAUAGUGUAAUCAGACCCGAAAUGGAACACCAUGCUUUUGCAUAUCUUGAUGAUAUUAUAGUUGUAGGAAAAUC